UGUUUUGUAGGACAAUUUUGCCCUUGACUCAAGCGCUAUCCCAAUCGAACUCGUCUCGUCCGGCUUCGACCCAGCCCGCCGCCGCCGCCGCCUCCCUUCCUCCCUCCCCUCCGGCCGGCGUCUCUGCCCUCAGCCGAGCGCCGCCUGAGCCCCAGGCCCCAUAGCGCCCUUACUCCCCACGAUUGGCUUCUAGGGCUUGAAGGCUGAGGUGGCGGUGAUGGAGGUUCCAGAGGAGGGCAUGGCGCAGGAGGCGAAGCCCCCUCCCGGGAUUGAUCCGGAUGCGGCGUUUAGUGUGCGCGUUCAAUUUGGUCAGUAUAUAGCUAAGCUCGAUGAUGGCUCUCGUGUUCAUGUGCCCCGCAAACGCGAGGAAUGGGUUGUGGACCAUAGGAAAUGCACAUUGGAGAGCUUGGAGAAGGAUCUUGCAGCAAGAAUCAAAUGGGGAAGCUGCCAGCGUGUCAUCGUCUCGGGAUAUGACGCGAGCACUGGUGAGGACACCGAGCUUGUCGACGAUAUGGAUCUAGCGCGUAAAUUCUUCGCUAGGAGGAACGAGAGGAGGUUGUUUUUGCGUGUCGAUGUGGAGGACAAACCUGGUGUUUUGGUUAACUCAUGUGUUUCAGAGGACAAUGAGGUAGUCUCGGGUGAGGUUGUCGCAGCCAGGCAAGGUGAUGCUCAAGACUCAAAGAGUCAACAUGUCAUUGAUUGGGAUGGUUUGGAGAUAGCUUCAAUUGCACAAAAACAAGUUCCUCAGCAUGUGAUUGAUUGGAAUAUAUUGGAGACUGAUCCAACUCUAGAAGAGCAGAUAGGUUCGCCAUUGCCUGUGAUGGAGGAUGAUGGAAUGUGUGCAUUUGGUGGUCUAAAAGCUGAGGAUGAGAGAGAUGAGGAAGCUAGGGUUAAACCUGAAAAGGCUAGGGUUGAAACUAAAAGUCAGAGGGUUGGUGCAGCUCCACCUCCUACACAAGAUGAAAAUGCGGAAGUAGUUAUUAAUGAUGUUGUUCCAAGCGAAGCUGAAAUUUUCUAUGAUAGCGAAGACCCUCCAAUGGAAGUUGGAAGCACAUAUACAACUAUGGUUGAGUUCAGGUCAGCUGUGAGGCAACAUGCUAUAAAGGGCCAAUUUAAGCUAGGAACUGAGAAAUCUGAUAAAGAGAGGUUCAGGGGCUAUUGCACAGCUGAGGGUUGUCCAUGGGCUAUUGUGGCAAGGUUGAUGCAUGAUGGAAAAUCUGUGAGGGUUACUGUGAACAAAUUUGCACAUACAUGUGCAUCAACUGGGAGAGUUAACACCAAGAUGGCAUCGUAUCAUUGGGUGGCAGAUAAGGCAAUUCCCCUUCUAAAGAAGGAUCCUAGCAUGGGUGCAAAGAAGCUAAAAGAAGAGUUAGAGUCUAAGCACAAUGUCACAAUAGGAUACUCGACAGUGUGGGCUGGUAGGCGUAAGGCUGCAAAUAAGAUAUUGGGGAAAAAGAAAGAGAGCUUUGCAAACUCGGUUAACUUCAAGGCUGAGAUUGAGCUGAAAAUACCAGGAAAUGUUGUGGAGAUAGAUGUACAUGAGGAUGAUGACGAUGGACAAGGAUCAAGUAAGCAGAUGGCAACCCCUCCCAGGCCUGCCAAAGCUACAAGGACGAUCGCUCUGAAGAAAAGGAAAAAAUAAGUGCUUCUGGAUGGUAUUCUCAAUCAUGGAAACAUGUAGCUUAUGGAUGCUUUUGUAACAUGAACUAGAGGAUGAUGCAAUUGGUUGCUAUUAUUUUGUGAUCUGAAUGUGGGUGGUGCUUAGUAGACUUGCUUAUCUGUGAACAACUAUUACGGGUGCAUGCUGCGAAAGAUUUCUUUUGUCAGGUCAAUGGAAAAAAAAACUAACUUUUCAUGUUCUGGAUACAUGACUGUCAAAAUGGACUUGGGGUA
This is a messenger RNA of Oryza brachyantha (malo sina), 1893 nucleotides long. RefSeq lists its product as uncharacterized. Lineage: Eukaryota; Viridiplantae; Streptophyta; Magnoliopsida; Poales; Poaceae. The record is from RefSeq and is a predicted model, not a curated record. The transcript has 3 exons. Bases 218 to 1642 code for a protein of 474 amino acids.